AUGUUCGGGCUGAGCGGCGUCCAGCAGCAGCAGCCACUCUCGCGUGGGCGGCGCUGCCUCUACUGCCAGCAGCACGGCUGCCAGGGCAUUCAGAACUGCUGGUGGCCGCGCGUUCGGAAGCCCACGACGAAGUUGCACCGCGACACCGACGCCGGCAGCACGCCAGCGGCGCAAGGGGCACCAGGCGCGAUGGAGGAGAACCUGCGCGCGCAGAUACGCGUUCUGGAGUGCGAAGUGCAGCUGCUCCGCUCUGGCCUCGGCAACAUUGCGGCUGUGCGCCGCCGCGGCCAGGCUGACGCGGCCACCAUGACAUCCGAUGUGUAUUUCACUGCUGCGCACCCAACGGCUGCGGCGUCGGCGCGGCGUGACGGCGGUAGCGGUACCACCGCUACCACGGCCGGCGUGUCCUCGCCCAGCCUCGUCCUCAUUCCACCAAUUCUGCAGGGGAAUACGCACUAUCAACAACAACAGCAGCAGAAGCAGAGUGUAAAGGAUGUCACAACGACGCAGGCGGACAGCCCGCCUGUCGUGCAGCCUGACCACGCCAGCGCGUCGGAGACACAGCGGGUGGAUGGGUUGGAGCAGCUCGUGCGGGAACUCGUGCGUCACAAUACAACACUUUGUAGGGACCUCGCGGAGGCCACUGCUGUGGUCGAGCAGCGUGACACGCUUCUCCGCUCACUCCUGGAGGAGCGGCCAUCGGUGGCAACGCAUCUCUCGCCCGCGUUGUCCCCGACACCAACGACCUCCUUUACGCCCUCACAGGAACAGCAACAGGAUACGACCUUGGUGGCGCACCUGCUACGGGCACAGGAAGAAGUAGCGCACCUCCGUGCGGAGACGCAACGCAUGAGUGCCGCUCUGGAGAGCUGCGAAGCGGAGCUGAAACGCGGUGCCGCCGAGGUGGAGGGGCUUCGACGGCAAGUCGGACAAAUAGUCUUGCCGCCGAGUGGCACAGGGGUUGUGGAACAGGCAACCGCUCCUUCCGUUGUUGCGGCUAGCACAGGUGCCGUUCCUCCACCAGUGGUAACACCCGACAGCAAGAGCAAAGGGCCUGGUGUCAGUGAUGCUACCUCAUCCCCCGCUGGUGCUUCUGUGUGGCAGGAAACGAGCAGCGCGAAUGCGACUGGGUUAGCAGCGGAGGUGUGUGACCUGCGAGUGAAACUGGAGUCAGCAGAACGCAAGGUCCUCGCCUGGGAAACGUGGUACCGGCAAGAACAACAACAGCAGCAGCAGCAGCAGCCGUCAUCUGAGGUGCCUCAACCACAUCCACAAGAAGCGCCUACUAUUCCUCCUGAAAGGCGUUGUGUUGGGGAAACAACGAAGGAAGCUAAGCAGCAGCGGCAGCGGGUUGUGCUGCGAGCGGUGCCUCUUGCCGCUCCCACUCAGCGCAUUGAAUUGCACGGCAUUCCGGCAUGGCGUGAGGGAAGUUCAGUGGACACGCUGGCAAUGGACACUUACGCCCUCAUGGCACGGGAGGCUGCCUGGCGCGAGAUGGCGAGGCAGCAGCAAGACGCUCUCAUGGCGGAACUCUUGACGAGGGAAGGAGGAAGAGGAAGAGGCGUUGCAGACGGCACAGUCCAGCAAGCGUGA
This is a messenger RNA of Trypanosoma grayi, 1593 nucleotides long. RefSeq lists its product as hypothetical. The record is from RefSeq and is a predicted model, not a curated record. The transcript has a single exon. NCBI's taxonomy places the organism in Eukaryota, Euglenozoa, Kinetoplastea, Trypanosomatida, Trypanosomatidae. Bases 1 to 1593 code for a protein of 530 amino acids.